Vicugna pacos (alpaca) is the source of this 2012-nucleotide messenger RNA. Lineage: Eukaryota; Metazoa; Chordata; Mammalia; Artiodactyla; Camelidae. The record is from RefSeq and is a predicted model, not a curated record.
UCCUGGGUCAGUGGAUGGAGCUAGCCCCGGCCACCCCCUGACCUGUCUCUCACUGCAGAUCGAUGACAUUGCUGAUGGUGCUGUGAAGCCCCCACCCAACAAGUACCCCAUCUUCUUCUUUGGUACACACGAAACAGCCUUCCUGGGACCCAAGGACCUGUUUCCCUACGACAAGUGUAAAGAUAAGUACGGGAAACCCAACAAGAGGAAAGGCUUCAAUGAGGGACUGUGGGAGAUCCAGAACAAUCCCCACGCCAGCUACAGCGCUCCUCUGCCGGUGAGCUCCUCCGACAGCGAGGCCCCUGAAGCAGACCCAGUGGGCGGGAGCGAAGAUGAGGAGGACCGGGGGGUCAUGGCUGUGACCGCCGUGACUGCCGCAGCUGCCAGCGACAGGAUGGAGAGUGACUCAGACUCGGACAAGAGCAGCGACCACAGUGGCCUGAAGCGGAAGGCAGUGGCCUUGAAGAUGUCGGUCUCAAAACGAGCUCGAAAGGCCUCCAGUGACCUGGAUCAAGGCAGCAUGUCUCCAUCCGAGGAGGAGAACUCUGAAAGCUCCUCUGAGUCGGAGAAGACCAGUGACCAGGACUUCACCCCUGAGAAGAAAGCCGUGGUCCGGGCCCCGCGGCGGGGCCCCCUUCCAGGACGGAAGAAAAAGAAGGCGCCCUCAGCCUCUGACUCAGACUCCAAAGCAGAAUCAGACGGGGCCAAGGCUGAGCCGGUGCCCAUGGCAAGGUCCGCGUCCUCCUCGGCGUCCUCCUCUUCCUCCUCCUCCUCUGACUCGGAGGUGUCUGUAAAGAAGCUUCCUCGGGGCAGGAAGCCAGCUGAGAAGCCUCCCCCCAAGCCCCGGGGGCGGAAACCGAAGCCUGAGAGGCCGCCGACCAGCUCAAGCAGCGACAGCGACAGCGACGAGGUAGACCGCAUCAGCGAGUGGAAGCGCCGGGACGAGGAGCGGCGGCGACGGUGUGUGGUGCGUUCCAGGGCGUUCAGUGCCAAGGUGAAGAAAUCCGCGAAGAAGUUGCAACCGCAAAGCACAGAGCCCGCAAGGAGACCCAGCCAGAAGGAGAAGAGAGGGCGCUCUGAAGAGAAGCCUCGAGCCAGGCCCGUGAAGGUGGAACGGACCCGGAAGCGGUCGGAAGGGUUCCCGCCAGACCGGAAGGUUGAGAAGAAGAAAGAACCUUCUGUGGAGGAGAAGCUUCAGAAGCUGCACAGCGAGAUCAAGUUCGCUCUGAAGGUUGACAAUCCGGACGUGAAGAGGUGUCUGAACGCAUUAGAGGAACUGGGGACCCUGCAGGUGACCUCACAGAUCCUCCAGAAGAACACAGACGUGGUGGCCACACUGAAGAAGAUCCGCCGCUACAAGGCCAACAAGGAGGUGAUGGAGAAGGCUGCGGAGGUCUACACCCGGCUCAAGUCUCGGGUCCUGGGACCAAAGAUCGAGGCCAUCCAGAAGGCAACCAGAACUGGGACGGAGAAGGAGAGGGCUGAGGUGGAGAAGGCCGAGGAGGCGCUAGCCGGAGAGGAGGCCCCCACGGAGAGGGCGGAGGACGAGGCGAGCACUGAUCUCUCAGCCCCUGUGAACGGUGAGGCCACGUCCCAGAAGGGGGAAAGCACGGAGGACAAGGAGCAGGAGGAAGAACAGAACUCAGAGGAGGGGCCCGGGGGCGGCUCCUCCGAGGACCUGUUACACAAUGAUGUGCGGGAGGGCCCGGACCUGGACGGGCCCGGGAAGGAGCGGCAGGAGCGAGAGAGGGUGCGGAUGGACUCGGAGUCCCUGGACGACGAGGACAGCUGAGCCCGGCAGCCUGCGGCCAGGCCCCGCUGCCACAUGCGGAUGGUCCGAGGCCAGCCUGGCUCCUUCCCGGCGCCCGGGUAGCAGAGAACUGUUGGGGAGACACUGUGCUGUUCGUUUGUAUUUGUCCCCCUGGGUUUUUUUCUGCCUAAUUUCUGUGAUUUCCAACCAACAUGAAAUGAUUAUAAAGGGUUUUUUUAAUGAAAAAAAAAAGUCACUUUUA